This is a messenger RNA of Paramecium tetraurelia, 1153 nucleotides long. RefSeq lists its product as uncharacterized. The record is from RefSeq and is a predicted model, not a curated record. NCBI's taxonomy places the organism in Eukaryota, Ciliophora, Oligohymenophorea, Peniculida, Parameciidae. The transcript has 4 exons.
AUGGCUAGAAUCAUUCCUGUAUUGACACUUAUCUUGGCAGUGGCAACUGCUAGAGUAGCAAAGAGUGAAAGUCCAAAGGAAGUGUUGGCAUAAAUCAACAAAGAUUCAUUUGGUAAUUCUGUAUUGUCAGUCCUCCAACUCUAAUUGGCAACAGGAGGACCAGUCGGAGAAAUCUAAAUCCUUUUAAACAACAUUGCCUCAUAACUCAAUGGAGAUUAAAAGAAAGCUGACAAAGUUCACGAAAGUGACACAGUUGCCUUCGAGAAGAUCAUUGCUGACUUAGAAUAAGAAAUCGCUUAUCACUAAACUUAAAUCGUUGCUCUUUCAAACUUGAGAGACUCCACCACUGAGGCAUUGGGAGAAGCUGAAGUUGAAGUCAGAGUAGUCACAUCUGAUAUUGCCAAUAACGAAAAGAGCUUCGCCGACGAAUCAGCCACAAGACAAUCAUAACACGAUACUUGGGUUAGAAAGGAUGCAGAACACGUCGACUAAAUCGAUGCCAUUGAUGAAGCCUCAAAGAUCGUUUAACAUUUGUAAGCAGGUGUUGCAUUUGCUCAACUCAAGAGCAGAUUCGAGAAAGUCUAAGCUAAAUUAAUGGAAAGCAAACACGCUCUCUUCAAACCACUCAUCAACGCCUUGACAUAAUUGGCCUCCAAGGUUGAUAACAAGAGCAUCAUCAAAAUCUUAGAACUCUUGGCUUAAAUCAGAUAAUAAUUGGUUGCCAGCAGAGCCUCCCUCCUUGCAACAGAAGAGAGAUAAGCUGCCAACUGGGAAGUCCAAAGUGGUCACUUAUAAGAGGAACACAAGAGAUUAGUUGAGAGAAAGGCCUUCUUAGAAAACUCAAUUGUUCAAUUCAAAGUCACCAUCUAAGAAGCUGUUGAAGACUUGGAAGAUUAAACUUUAUUCCUUGAGGAUGCUGAAGACUCAUUGGCUAUCCAAGAGAGAUGGGCUGCCGAAUAAGAAUCAUAAUAUGAAGCUUAAACCUUUGAAAGAGAAUAAUACAUAAUGGAAGUCGUCUGAAAGAUUAUAAGAAGUUCUUACUCAAAAGUUGAGUGCUGCCUCAGAAUUCCUUUAAGUUAGAGAAGAGGUCUUUUGAUUAAUGAAUUAUCAGCAAUAUUAAUAUCAAUACAAUUUCUACAUUUUAAUUGUAAAA